AUGAUCCAGAUCCUCAGUCUUUUAUUGCUGUGCACAGGAACUGCUGCAGAUCUACUUCUAUGCAAUCUUAUACCUGGGAACCUGAAGCAGAUAGAUGCGGGUGCCGGUCAGGUUUAUGGUGUGAAUGAUACCGACUAUAUCUUCAGAUUGGUGGACCAAAGCUGGACGUUGCUUUCUGGACAACUAAUCCAUGUGUCUGUCGGUGCAGCUGGUGUAUGGGGUGUCACCAAUUCCAACACUGUCUUCAAAUAUCAAGAUAACAGCUGGGUAUCUGUUAAUGGGGCUCUGAAACAGAUUGAUGCAGGUGGGAAUAAAUACGUGGCUGGAGUAAAUUCACAGAACUCUGUUUACUGCCUAAACCAAGAUCAAGUGGUUUCUUUGGCUACAACGUUGACCUAUACCAGCAUAGAUGGAAGUCUGAAGUACUACAGCUGUGGCCUUUAUGGCUGCUGGGGUGUAAAUGGCAACAAUGAGGUAUUUUAUCGCUAUGGUGUGCAGCCUACAGCCUGCUCUGGAACAAAGUGGGAGAAUAUAAAAGGUUCUUUGGCCAUGGUGGAGGUCGGCGCAGAUGGUUCUGUGUAUGGCGUGAGCCCUGAGGGAGAUGUCUAUAAAAGGGAUGAAGUCUCAGAAAUGAAUCCUGUUGGAACCCAAUGGAUCAAGUUGAAUGUCUGUGGCAAGUACCGCCAUGUGUCAUAUGAUAUGGGAAUCCUGUGGCUUAUCGCUCUGAAUGGAGACAUCUAUAAAUGCCAAGUCUCUUGCCCAUGUUGA
Hyla sarda is the source of this 768-nucleotide messenger RNA. Its product is annotated as fish-egg lectin-like. Lineage: Eukaryota; Metazoa; Chordata; Amphibia; Anura; Hylidae. The record is from RefSeq and is a predicted model, not a curated record. The transcript is spliced from 4 exons. The coding region runs from base 1 to 768 and encodes 255 amino acids.